Messenger RNA from Alternaria rosae, 1292 nucleotides. RefSeq lists its product as uncharacterized. The record is from RefSeq and is a predicted model, not a curated record. Lineage: Eukaryota; Fungi; Ascomycota; Dothideomycetes; Pleosporales; Pleosporaceae. The coding region runs from base 353 to 1240 and encodes 295 amino acids. The transcript is spliced from 2 exons.
GAGCGUGGAACCAGCAACGAAGAGGUCGCCUGCAGAGUGAUACGAUGGGAGAGCCGUAUGUAAAACUGUCUUAGGAACAGGUCAUUACGGGCUGAGCGCAAAAUGAAGAAAACGUACCGUUAUCCCGAAUGCUCAUAGUGGAGUUCGCAAGUGCACGCUAGCACCCCGCAAACAGCCUCAAGAUGCCGAGGUUCAUACCGUCUCUCCACCAAAGCUCUGCCGACAUGGCUGAAUCGACCUUGACGCGUCUGCGCACCCUUGUGUAUAUACACAUACCUCCUUGAGCCCUAGCCACAGUCAGUUGACCUCACAACCAUACCUACCUACACCCACAUCCACACCACCACCCACCAUGACGCACGCCGCCUCCAAAGACGACCUGCGCGUCAGCGCGCUCUUCGACUACACCUCCCACGUCGUCCUCGUAACCGGCGGCGCGACGGGCCUCGGCGAAAUGGCCGCGCAAGCCUUCAUCCAAAACGGCGCCCGCGUCUUCAUCGCGUCCCGCAAAGAAUCCGAACUCGCCUCCACCACCGCACGCCUGAACGCCCUCGGCCCAGGAAAAUGUUCCUACAUCGUCGCAGACCUAAAAGACAAAGCCGGCUGCCUCGCUCUGUGCACGGAGCUAAAGAAGCAAACGGAUCGGCUGACGGUGCUGGUGAACAAUACGGGCGCGAGCUGGGGCGAUGAUUACUACAAUUACCCGGAACAUGCGUGGGAUAAACUGUAUGCGUUGAAUGUGAAGAGUAUAUUUUAUAUGACGGUCGAGUGUGAGGGGCUGUUGAGCAAGGGGGCGGAUGCGCAUAAUCCGUCGAGGGUGAUUAACAUUGCUAGUAUGGCGGGCAUUACGACUGUGGAUGUUACGACGGGGGAGGGUGGAGGGUUGAGUAAUCCGGGGACUGGGACUUAUAGCUAUGGUCCAGCAAAGGCAGCUUGCAUCCACCUUACCAAAAUGCAAGCCUCGAAACUCGCUCCAAAGAAUAUCAUGGUCAACGUCAUCUGCCCUGGUGUCUUCCCCUCGCGCAUGACGAACUUCGGGUUGGAGAAAUUCGCAGAUGCGUUGACUGCGGGACAGCCGACAGGUCGCAUUGGCAAGCCAAGUGACUUUGGUGGGCUGGUCUUGUUCUUGAGUAGUAAAGCGAGUGCGCAUAUCACGGGUAACGCAGUCGAGAUGGAUGGCGGUGCUACGCUGACGGGGUGGAGGGGGAAGGUAGGUGGAAGUGGGGAGAGCAAGUUGUGAGGAAAUCGUGGUGGGUAUCAUGUGAUUAAUUGACGGGUUUACUACAUGUUGG